AUGUCAUGGGAGACUUGGCCCAAGCCGAUACUUUGUGACACGGAAAGACGGAUAGGCUCUCCUUAUCGACGUAGACUGUGUGGUGGUCUACUACAUCGAGCUAUCCUUAAAGGAUGGCUCGCGUGCGUUCCUGGUUGCAUCAAGGGGACGUCGGGGAGCGGUCCUUUGGUGCCUUUACGGAAGUGGAAUCUCACGCUGGCGACGCGUGUUGCGGAAGCACCUGCGAUCGGUGUGUCCGCCCCAGUUUCGGUACCUCAUCUCACAAUGUGGGUGCACAUAUGCUCCGCGACCUCGUGCAGACAUGUGCGGCGUGACCUCAGGUUUCUCAACGAGAAAAUGAUGCUUCUCCUUCUGUUGGCUUCCUUUUCAACGGCAGAGCUCGGUCCGAGUAUCAAUCAGAGGCUUGCCGCGCAUUCAUUUAAUAAUUGA
Molecule: messenger RNA, 429 nt
Organism: Fomitiporia mediterranea MF3/22
Lineage: Eukaryota; Fungi; Basidiomycota; Agaricomycetes; Hymenochaetales; Hymenochaetaceae
Exons: 3
Coding region: 1-429 (142 amino acids)
Source: RefSeq, a predicted model, not a curated record